Enhydra lutris kenyoni (northern sea otter) is the source of this 2923-nucleotide messenger RNA. RefSeq names its product ADAM metallopeptidase domain 15. The transcript has 23 exons. The coding region runs from base 50 to 2653 and encodes 867 amino acids. Gene Ontology annotation, molecular function: integrin binding; metalloendopeptidase activity. The record is from RefSeq and is a predicted model, not a curated record. Gene Ontology annotation, biological process: innate immune response; integrin-mediated signaling pathway; proteolysis. NCBI's taxonomy places the organism in Eukaryota, Metazoa, Chordata, Mammalia, Carnivora, Mustelidae.
CGCGCGGCCCAGCACCUGCUGCCCUCGGCCGGCCCGGGGCGCCGCUGCCAUGCGGCUGGCGCUGCUCUGGGCCCUGGGGCUCCUGGGCGCUGGCAGCCCUCUGUCCUCCCGGCCGCUCCCCGAUGUCGGUGACAUUGAGAAGGAGCGGGCAAGGCCAGAGAGAGCCCUGGGUGGACCCUUGGAGCCCCAGAUCCCUCCGGAUACCCCCACACUCAGCCUUGCAGAGGUGACACAGACCCAGCUGCCUGAGGCCUUGCAGAUCCCGCUGGAACUGGAUGGGGAGAAGCACGUUCUGGAGCUCCUAUGGGACAGAGAGCUAGUCCCAGGCCGCCCGAGCCUGACGUGGUACCAGCCUGACGGCACCCGUGUGGUCGGUGUGGGCCACAGUCUGGGAAACUGCUGCUACCAGGGGGCCGUGAGGGGCCACAAGGGCUCCUGGGUCUCUGUCUGCACCUGCUCCGGGCUCAGGGGUUUGGUGAUCCUGUCCCCGGAGAGAAGCUACACCCUAGACCUGGGGCCUGGGGACCUUCGGGUGCCCCCGAAUAUCUCCCGGAUCCAAGACCUCUUCCUGCCAGGCCGCACUUGUGCCCUGAGCCGGCGAGCGCCCGCGCCCACGCAGGUCCCCCCAGAGCGGCCCUGGGGACAAAGCCACAGCCACACUCACCGGCGGAGGCGGGAUGUGGUGACAGAGACCAAGACCAUCGAGCUGGUGAUCGUGGCCGAUCAUUCGGAGGUCCAGAGGUACCCAGACCCCCAGCACCUGCUGGACCGCAUGCUGAAAGUGACCCUCCUCCUGGACACCUUCUUCCGGCCCCUGAACGUGCGGGUGGUGCUCGUGGGCCUGGAGGCCUGGACCCAGCGCGACCUGGUGGAGAUAAGCCGGGACCCGGGGCUCACACUACACAGGUUCCUCAGGUGGCGCGGGAGAGACCUGCUCCCUCGACUGCCGCAUGACAGUGCCCAGCUGGUGACCGCUGCUUCGUUCUCCGGGCCCACAGUGGGCAUGGCCAUUCAGAACUCCAUCUGUUCUCCUGCCUUCUCUGGGGGGGUGAACACGGAUCACUCCACCAGCGUCCUGGGGGUCGCCUCCUCUAUAGCGCACGAGUUGGGCCACAGCCUGGGCCUGGACCACGACUUGCCGGGGAGCAGCUGCCCCUGCCCGGGGCCGGCCCCUGCCAAGAGCUGCAUCAUGGAGGCCUCCACGGACUUCCUGCCAGGCCUGAACUUCAGCAACUGCAGCCGGCAGGCCCUGGAGAAGGCCCUUCUGGAAGGGACGGGCAGCUGCCUCCUUGAACGGCUGCCCAGCCUGCCCUCUCUGGCCACCAUCUGCGGGAACAAGCUCGUGGAGCCCGGCGAGCAGUGUGACUGUGGCUUCCCGGAUGACUGCAGCGACCCCUGCUGUGACCACUUCACCUGCCAGCUGAGGCCCGGGGCGCAGUGCGCAUCCGACGGGCUCUGCUGUCACAACUGCCAGCUGCGCCCGGCUGGCUGGCAGUGCCGCCCUACCAGAAGGGACUGUGACUUACCGGAGUUCUGCGCGGGAGACAGUGCCCAGUGCCCUCCCGAUGCCAGCCUGGGAGACGGCGAGCCGUGUGCGGGGGGCGAGGCUGUGUGCGUGCAGGGCCGUUGUGCCUCCUAUGCCCAGCAGUGCCAGGCUCUCUGGGGACCCGGGGCCCAGCCCGCCCCGCCGCCUUGCCUCCUUGCUGCCAAUACUCGGGGGGACGCCUUCGGGAGCUGUGGGCGCAGCGCUAAUGGCAGCUACGUGUCCUGCGCCCCAAAAGACGCCGUCUGCGGGCAGCUCCAGUGCCAGGGGGGGCGGGCCCGGCCUCUGCUGGGCACCGCUCGGGAUCUGCGCUGGGAGGUGCUGGAAGCCAGCGGGACCCAGCCGAGAGUGAACUGCCGCUGGGUCCACCUGGACCUGGGCAACGACGUGGCCCAGCCCCUCCUGAGUCUGCCCGGCACCGCCUGCGGGCCUGGCCUGGUGUGCAUGGAUGGCCGAUGCCAACCCGUGGAUGUCCUGCGAGCCCAGGAAUGUCGAGGCAAAUGCCACGGACACGGGGUCUGUGACAGCAGAGGACAUUGCCACUGUGAGGAGCACUGGGCUCCCCCUGACUGUGCCAACCGCAUCAGAGCACCCAGCUCCCUGACCGUGGGGCUGCCUCUCAGCCUCCUGCUGCUGGCGGUCCUGACGCUGCUGGGGGCCGGCUACCGGCACCGCGCCCGCCUGCGACAGCGGCUGUGUCAGCUCAAAGGGCCCAGCUGCCAGUACAGGGCAGCCCAGUCUGGUCCCCCCGAAUGCCCAGGGCCCCCGCAGAGGGUCCUGCUUAUGCCAGGGGCCAAGCCUAGUGCUCUUGGCUUCCCGGCACCCCCUUCCAGGCCGCUGCCUCCUGACCCUGUGCCCGAGAGACUCCAGGCUGAGCUGGCUGACCGGCCCAAUCCCCCUACCCGCCCUCUGCCCGCUGACCCGGCGGUGAGGCGCCCGAAGGUAACAGGGCCUGCCAAGCCCCCACCCCCGAGGAAGCCACUGCCUGCCAACCCCCAGGGCCGGCGCCCUUCCGGUGACCUGCCCGGCUCAGGAGCUGGAGUCCCGCCCCUAGUGCUACCGUCCAGGCCGGCGCCGCCGCCCCCAGCAGCGUCCUCCCUCUACCUCUGACCUCUGCUGAGGUUGCCCGCCACCCGGACUUAGGACUUCGAGAGGCGAACUGGCCGCUGGAGUCCCCCGCGAUGACGGAAGGAGCCAGAGGCUGGACACGGCGGAGCAGGCACCUGAAGACCCCGGGCACCCCCACGCGCCGCGGGGCAGCACGCUCGGGACCCGCGCGCGCAGCUGGAGCUGGGGUGGGGGGAGCGGGCGCUGGACGGAACCGACGGAGGUGCGCACAGCCUGUCCCUGUUCGGGUGCAAUAAACGCGACGUCUGGGGA